Molecule: messenger RNA, 2067 nt
Organism: Sycon ciliatum
Lineage: Eukaryota; Metazoa; Porifera; Calcarea; Leucosolenida; Sycettidae
Product: protein Wnt-5a-like
Exons: 4
Coding region: 409-1605 (398 amino acids)
Biological process (GO): canonical Wnt signaling pathway; neuron differentiation; multicellular organism development
Cellular component (GO): extracellular region
Molecular function (GO): cytokine activity; frizzled binding
Source: RefSeq, a predicted model, not a curated record
AAACUGUCCGGCCAACCUCACCGGGUCGGUAUCGAGUGAUGUGAUUCCUCACACAGAAGGAGCUAGCGCUGCCUCCAAUGCUUAGUGCGAACCCCGUGCGACAUUCACACGUCUGAAACCCUAUACUGCAUUGGCAAGCGCGAUUGGAGAAAACUUGGCGGUGUCAGAGAAAAAGAAGCAGUCAGUCUUUGCAAUAUUUUCAGCUUACACGCCUAGUCCGCGGGUCCGCUCUAUCAGUUUCCUCGUCCGUCUUCCAGCAGUCGUGUUUGUGAAUUUCGCUGCUUCCCCUUGGAAUAAUUUGUCUCAAGUUCCACAUUUCCGUCACGUCCGUAAAAAAAAGUGCUCUCUGCUCGUUGCAGUUCCCCCAGCCCAAACAGUCGAUAUCCAUAGCAAGACGUCCACGGAGCCAUGGCGAUCCUAAUCGCUCUAGCAUUGGUUGCGGUUCAAAUUUCGACGAAGGUUCAGCUCACAUCCGGAAGCUCGAGCUUAUCAUUUCACUCAAUGGCUGCCAUUCAGAUAGUCCAGAGCAUGCGCGCACUGAAAACUCUGGGCCCAGAGCAGUGCGAGCAUCUGCCUGGGCUGAGUGACCAUCAGAAAGCGUGGUGCAGGCAACAUCAUGUCUUCAUGCAGCCAAUAGCGCAGGGCACACGCCUUGGACUGGAGGAGUGCAGUCGGCAGUUCCACUAUCAGCGAUGGAACUGUCCGAUGAACAACAGCAUGGCCAUCCAGAAUGCACUCCGUCUGGAUACGGCCGAGGCAGCAUUUUUGCAAUCCAUCCAGUCAGCAGGAAUGAUGCAAGCAGUUGCUCGUGUUUGCAGUCGAGGCAACGUCACCGAAUGGUGUGGCUGCGAUGACUCACCGCAAUAUCGGGCAGGACAGCGGGGUAGCAGCUCCGGGGCAACUUCACUGUCUUCUGCCGACCGACCUGCCCAGGGGGAACCUACUGGUGCUGCUGAUGCCACCGCGGGCAAGUUUGUUUGGGGAGGCUGUGGUGACAAUGUUGACACUGGAUACGCAUAUGGCAGGCAAUUUCUCGGUGAUGGUCAAGUUUUCAGCCCGACUACAAGCCAACCAAAUGAAGUUGCUUCCCAACUGAUGGCACAGCAAAAUCAUGAAGCAGGCAGACAGGCUGUGAGGGCAUCCAUCAGACGGACGUGCAAGUGCAUUGGCCUGACGGGUGCAUGCACAAGCAAGAUCUGCUGGAGGUCUCUACCCACGAUACAGAUUGUCGGCGAGAUUCUGAUGGAGAACUACCGCAAUGCCCGGCAAGUGAAGGUCAAGGCCAAGAAGAAUGCUCUCAGGCUGACUCCAUUGGAUAGGGAUGAAGGUGUCAAGACACGCAUUGUCGCAACAGAGCUCUCCUACGUUCGCCAGUCGCCUGACUACUGUCGGCCCAACACUACCCUCUCGAUAAGUGGUACGCGUGGAAGACAGUGCCAGGAACUGUCGACAGGUGACGACGGCUGCGAAUUGCUCUGCUGCGGACGUGGCUACUACGCCAAGCGCACGGUCACCACAAAGAAGUGCAAGUGCCGCUUCCACUGGUGUUGCCGGGUGGUCUGUGACCAGUGCAUAUCUGCUGAGGAGACAUUCCACUGCAACUAAGCCAGACUUGCAAGUACCACAUGUGUGGCGCAUUGAAUUUGACCUGUAUCAUUCUGGAUGGUUUCAUCACCAAACCGAGUGAACUUCCUUGAAGAUCAGUGCGUACUACACAGGCUGAAACGUGCAGCUUCUCUGCAUAUAAUCAUAUCAAUAUUCUGCACAUCCCCGGAUAUUGGUACCACUGUCAGGUCUUAGGCGAUGAUCACGAUGGUAGUGGCAGUGUAUUUGAAGGACCCCGGUAUUAUUAGAAGACAAAGGAAAUUUUUGAGUCACUACAAGGUUGAUUUGCACAAACUUGGUGAACUAUGUUUAAAACAAUCAAUAAAGCUCAAACCUAAUGCACAGCCCCACACUGUCAACACUUGAUUACGUUGAUAUUUCACUCUAUUCUACCAAUAUUUUCCCCAUUUCUUUUUCAAUGUUAGCACUGUAUAAAGUUCUGGGUUAUUGCUAACAACAGAA